Molecule: messenger RNA, 6164 nt
Organism: Armigeres subalbatus
Lineage: Eukaryota; Metazoa; Arthropoda; Insecta; Diptera; Culicidae
Gene: sima
Product: protein similar
Exons: 12
Coding region: 1016-4999 (1327 amino acids)
Biological process (GO): regulation of transcription by RNA polymerase II; cellular response to hypoxia
Molecular function (GO): protein dimerization activity; RNA polymerase II transcription regulatory region sequence-specific DNA binding; DNA-binding transcription factor activity, RNA polymerase II-specific
Source: RefSeq, a predicted model, not a curated record
GUAUUUUGGAGGAAAUGAACUACGGAAAGCAACAAUUUUGUGAGUUUGUGUUUUUCUAAAUUGCCGCAGUCAAAUGCGCAGAUUUUGGUCGCCGUGGAUUAGUCGGGAUAAUUACUGCCGUCGUCGCCGUGGAGUCCUGCCGUGGUGUUCCAUCGGGAACUGGUAGUGAAGAAUGUGAUUCAACUAAACUCAACGUAGAGAUUGUGCGAAUAUUUUUUUCUUCGGUGGAAGGUGAUUACCUAAAUUAUAAUAGUGUGGAAAUUUCCCUCCCUUAUGAAGUGGAGCAUUAUACGCAGCCAUAUAAUAGUGGUGCGUAAAGAAUUUGAAUACUGUGGAAUUUGAUUUAUGGGAAUUAUUUCUUGGAAGUGCAACAGAGAAAUACUUAGGGCUACUGUUAAAAUUGACGAGCCUUCUGGAAGUGAUUGUGUUUUGAUGCUGACCCCGAAUCGUUAGCAACAUUAAGAGCAGCACCAAAGUGAAGUAGUUGGUAGCCAACCUCGAAGGUCAUUCAAGAAAAUAUUGCUUCGUAAAGUGUCCCUUGUAGCAUAUACACAUCAGUGAUCUGAAGUGUUGGGUAAAUGUUUAGAAGAUCUGCAUAUAGUGUGAUUCAGAAGGAAACCACCAAAAAUAUAUACAUCACGGAAGGUGCAUAAGCAAGAAGCUAUCUCCUUUCCAAAGUGCAGUGUCGAAUGAAAACAGGCUUUGCGACUGUAUGUAAAUAGUUGUAUGUGUGAAGCAGUACCAAUAUUAUCGAUGCAAACGAGAGUGAGAAGUAAAAUUUUGUAAGGAUUUCGUAAUACAAAUAUACCCCAGUACCGUGGAGAUUUAUUUUCGUGGCCUUUGAACGACCAUUAUCAGAGUGUGUUGUGCGGGUUGUUUCUUUGUGGCAUCCAGAAGUCGGGAAAUCUUGCGCGGAAUAUAAACGCAUAUUCGGGAAUCUCCUGGAGGGACUAUCCAACUCUACCAUAAUUGGAUUGAAGCAUCGCCAAUACAGAAGCGCAACAACGAGACAAAAAUGACGAGGGCUACGACAGUCAAACCAAAACCAGAAAAAGAGAAACGAAGGAAUAACGAGAAACGCAAAGAAAAAUCUCGUGAUGCCGCCCGUUGUCGCCGCUCCCGGGAGACAGAAAUAUUCCAGGAUUUGGCGAGUCUCCUUCCGAUGCGCCAAGAGGAUGUCGAUCAUCUGGACAAGGCAUCAGUUAUGCGCCUAUCGAUAGCGUAUCUUAAAGUUCGCGAUAUGCUCGGGCUGUUUCCUACGACGAACAAAACGAUACGGAGCAUAACCGGUGAUGGAAAUGGUACCGAUGAUGACACUGAAAUGGAGGAAGAUUCCAAGCUUUCAUUGAAUGAGCUGGCUUUGGAAAAUGAAAAGCUAGCCCUCCUCUCUUUGGAUGGUUUCUUGCUGGUGCUUUCGGCCGAUGGAGAUAUUACCUACAUUUCGGAAAAUGUUGGCGAUUAUCUCGGGCUUUCACAGAUCGAUAUGAUGGGACAACCGAUCUGGGACUAUAGCCACCAGUGUGACCACGACGAGCUAAGAGAAGCUCUCAACGGUCGUCAUCAUAGUCCGUCGGAGCUGGUGAAGGGUGUAGCUAACAGCGACUGCAAACCGAUGGAAAAUCGUGACUUUUUCCUUCGGCUCAAAUGCACCCUGACCAGCCGUGGUCGAAGCGUUAAUAUCAAGAGUGCUUCGUACAAAGUGAUUCAUGUCACUGGGCACAUUGCGUGCAAGGAGAACGGCCAACGGCAGCUGGUGGCUGUGGCACGUCCGUUGCCACAUCCGUCCAACAUUGAGGUGCCGUUGGACUCGAGCACGUUCCUCAGCAAGCACUCAUUGGAUAUGAAGUUCAGCUAUGUGGAUGACAAGAUGUAUGCCCUUUUGGGGUACAGCCCAGCUGAUUUGAUGGGUAAAUCGUUGUACGAGUGUCAUCAUGGCAUCGAUACGGAUCACCUGAUGGGAACCUUCAAGAAUGUUAUCAGCAAAGGCCAAAGCGAAACGGCCCGGUACCGGUUUCUGGCCCGUACCGGCGGUUACGCCUGGGUAGUGACGCAGGCUACGCUUAUCUACGAUAAGCAGAAGCCUCACAGCAUCGUUUGCGUCAACUACGUCAUAAGUGGAGUGGAGCACAAAAAUGAAAUUUACUCGUGCGCCCAGCUGGAAGCAUGCUCGCAGAAGUCUACAGCAGUCGAAGAAUCAGCAGUUGAAGCAGUCAAUAAUAGCAGUGCCGCUACAACAGUGAAGACAAGUGAUAGAGUGCUCAAAGAGAAUAUUAACAUCAGUAACAACAACGACAACAUUAACGAUAUAAAGAGGAAACUUGCACCGGAGAAAGAAGUCGGUAAGGUGGUUAAGGUGAUCCGUAAAGGACCGACUCCAAUCAGUGCUAAUUGUAGUGUCGGUGGCAGUGUAAUACGUCCGGUAUCCGUGACGGCAUCCAUAUUCACCAGUGUUACCAAGAAACCAAUUGCAGUAGCAGAAGAAGCAGCAGCAGCACCACCAGCGGUGAUAGUGGUGGAAGAGAAACCACCCGAACGCAAGGUACCGCAGUCGGUGACGGCGAAGCUGUUCGUCAAACCUAAACACGCAACUGACAAGAUAUUCGCCCCUCGCACGGAAGAUAUGAACAAAGGAUUCUUGAUGUUCUCGGAGGAGGAGCCAGGAUUGACAAUGCUUAAAGAUGAACCGGACGAUCUAACCCAUCUGGCUCCGACGGCUGGCGACGCGUGUAUUCCGCUGGAAGAAGGUGGUCCAUUCUUCAAUGAUGUGUUCGACGAUUUCAUGAUUCCCGACAAUUACACAUCGCUGCUUCAGGAUGAUCUUAGCUCCCUGGACAGUACCGACCACCAGCUCCGUUCCAAUUCCAGCAUAUCGGUCGCGUCCCCAAUCACCAUCAAUGAUUCGACCGUGGCAACCGUCGGAUCGCUCUCAAACGCCAUCAUGUCCCAGCACAUCCAUCACAGCCCCAACAGCAACAGUAGCCAUUCAUCCGCGUCAUCGUCUCCAUCGUCAUCGUCAGCUUCGAUAUCAGCUGUUCCGUCGUCGUCUUCGCCAAGCUCAGUGUCGAAUCUGUCCUCCCUUUCAUCGGUAACGUCGGGUAUUGGAUCGGCGGGCUCGUCGAUCGUGUCACAUAAUGGCAACGUUUGUACGACCGGUGGCCUCAACUCGGUACAGACAACGAUUGUUUCCGGACCGAGUAAUGAUCCCUUCAUCAACUACCGCGAUGAAAUCACCGAGAUCAACCACUCACCGCAGCAUUUACUGUCGCCCGGUCUGUCCAAGAGCCCCGAAGGAAGCAGUAUACCGUCACUGUGUAGCCCGAACGGAUCGGGCUGUCCGGAGGAUGAGCUUGCAUUUAUGACCCUCAAUAUGGAUGACGACGAUUUGACAAUGUCGAUGCGCGCCCCUUACAUAUCGAUGAGCGAAGUGGACGACCUUCCGCUUCUUACAUCCGACGAUCUAAUGUGGGGUGCCCCGGCUGUGUCCGUCGAUAGCGCAACAGCGGCCGCCAUGGCAGCCGCCGCCGGUAAAUAUUUGGUAAAAGAAGAAUACACUCCCACCCAACCCCAACAGCCACUGUCACCGCAAACAAACGCCACUACCACCUCCGUCUCGACCGUCAAAUCAGCAUCGCCGUCGGUCACGGUCACCGCACGGAUCGCGGACCUUACCAACGGCACCAACAGCAAUAAUAACGAGAACAAUUGCAAUAUCGGCAACAAAACUAUCGAUUCCAGCCUGGCGGCACUGCUCUGCGGAGGUAAUGUGAUCAACAUUCAGCUGCAGCAACAGCAGCAAUCACAAAACGGUAACCGACACGUUUUGGUCCAUCAUCAGCAGCAGCCACAGCACCAUCAGGUGAUAACGGCUGCCGCAGUCCAAACCGAAACCGACAAACGGGUGAAACUAAUUGAUUCGUCGAAUUUGCUGCACCCGAUGGUUGUGAUUACGCCCAACUUCAAUAAGAACAGUAACACGAUCGAGGCCUGGUCCAUGAACGAUCUGCUACAACUGAACGGUACAGCGAACACAACCACAAGUGGAACCACAGCAGCACCGGCGCAAACGUUGAAUGUAAUCGCAUCGAUUGUCUCCAAGAAAAAUACCGUCGCCAGCACUAAUUCCUCCAGCGUCACCUCCCACAAGCGGGCCCUCGUGGAAACUGCCGACGGAAGCAGCAAACGCGUCAAACCGAAUCCCACUACCGUUACCGUAAACCAGCAGCAAUCUCCCACGUCCUCGCCUCAGCUGCUACAGCAACUGAUGGCACCGUCUCCAGUGCCGGCUAAGGCCAAAGCCAAGUCCAAGUCGUUGCUGGACCAAUCGGAACAGCACCGAUGGUCCACCGGCAAGGUUAAUGGCCUGCAGGACCAAGCAUCCAACUCAGUUCUCAUGAACCUACUCGUCAGCGGAUGCGACACGAACAUUCCUAACCCAUCGGAUACAUUGAUCGCAGAGGACCAGACGAUGUAUGAUCUGAAUGAAUUAACCGACGACGAGGACGAUGACCGUACUCCCAUUUUGGCAAAUCCAAUGCUCGGAAGCACCACGACCACCGCGGCUGCACCCACCCGUCAGCUGACCAUCCAAACCGAAGACAUCUCUCCGAAGGGCGGUGAGGACUUCAUGAUGACCGUUUCGCCCAGUUUAUUAACCCCGUCGGACCUGGAGAUCUGGCGUGCCAUAAAGCAAGGUUUGGACCCGAAAAAGAUACCGCAGAACUACGGGCUGUCCGUGGCCGCUGGCUAUGGCGAUCGUUAUCCGAAGUCGAUGGCCACCACGCCGACCGCGCAGUUGGGAAUGAUGCAGGAUGAUCCGCAUAGCGGUGUCGAUUGCGAAACCGGAAGCAAUCUGCUGUCGGUGCUGGAUCCGGCAAUGGCCAUCAGCGGCUUGCGGACCGAUGAGGACGACGAGAGCGACAAUACCCAGCUUGCACCGGGUCAAGAGGACUAUGAAAUGACUAUCCCGGUCAACGAGAUUUUACAAAAUAACCUCAUCUGAUUAUGUGCUAUGUUUUAAGGUAAUUGCUUGAUAGGUUUAGUAUGAUUCACAUUUCAUAUGGAACCAAUUUUUAUAAGUUGAUAAAAAUAUUCAUUUUAGUUUGAAAUUCUCGAAAAUUAGCGAUUUUAGUUUUGGCACUUGAACAAAACGAGUACUUUUCUCGAUCUUUUUAGACAACUCUAAAGCAUCUAACAGACAUGUGUAGAACCACAGACAGUAAAAAUUAUAACGCUCAGGUAGUACCUACAUACAAAAAAAACAAAGGAAAUUUUUCUAUAAAUUUUUACAGCAAAACAAAAAUGUGAAAGUAAAAAAGCGUCAGCGUGAUAGGUAUGAAGCAACCAAAAGGUCGAGUUUAGUCUUAGAGAAGUAAAUUGUUAAUAACUAUAAUCUUUCUAAUGAGUAGUUUUUUGUAUUUUUUUUAAUUUGUGUUGUUGAUGGUACUAUUUACAAAUUUGAGUUUGUUUUGAGUGUUCAAUUUUAUAAUUUUUAGUUUAAUCAAUAGAUUUUUUUUAUAUUCUGGGUGUCGGUAACAGAUUCAUCAUAGUUUAAAAAGAUAUAAAGUACAAUGACAGUUCGAGAAUAAGUCGAAUGAAAGAGAGGUUAGAUGAUAGCACAGCAACAAAUCUCAAAAAUGUGGAUACAAAAAUAAAAUUCUAAUACCUUCCAUUCUAUAUUAAUAUUUUCAAUCUGUAGCACAACAUAGAAGAGUCGCAUUUACGGGCGCUGUAAUUGUCAUUGGACUUUCUUGCUUAUUUCCUUACAUUUUAAUCGAAAGAAAAAACAUGAUAAAAUAUAUUAAACAUUUCCACUUUAUGGAUUCAAUACGAAAUUUUGCAUUUCAUUUCGGUUUUGCUUUCUGAUUCAAUAAAAGUUUUCUACGUUUGAUUUUACUUUUCUUUUUUUGUUUCCAAUAUUAAUUUAAAAAUCUUCAACCUAACAUUUACAACUAUUAAAAACAGCAAAAUCAGGAAAAUCAUGGAUAUUUAACAACACAAGAGGGUUAUGAAAAAAAGUAAAAGUUUAUGAAGAUAUUUCAAGCCUAUAUAUGUAUACAUUGUAACCGUACAUUAGACGUAAUGUUUGUUUAACUAUACACAUCAACCACGUAGAGAUAGUACAAUAAAGCGAAAUUUAUAAUCAAUAGUUAUGUAAUGCAAGCAAA